AUGACGGAUAUUGGCUUUCCAUGGGAUAAAUUAAGAAUUUCUUAUGAUGAGCUUUCAAGGGCUACUUCUUGCUUUAGCCAAAACAAUCUCAUUGGUUCAGGAAGUUUUGGCUCUGUGUAUAAAGGGACUUUGGAUGACGGGAUGCUUAUAGCAGUGAAGGUAUUUAACCAAUCAGAAGAUGCACUUGAGAGUUUUCAUGUUGAGAUUGAAGUGCUAAAGAAUUUACGCCAUCGAAAUCUCACUAAGGUGAUUACUGGAUGUUUUGCCGAAGAAUUUAAGGCUUUGGUCCUUGAGUACAUGUCAAAUGGAAGCCUUGACCAGUGGCUACAUUCACAAAGAAACUUAUUGGAUAUGGUUCAAAGGUUGAAUAUAAUGAUUGAUGUUGCAUGUGAUUUGGACUAUCUUCAUAAUGGCUACACAAUGCCGGUGGUUCAUUGUGAUUUAAAGCCUGCAAAUGUGCUAUUAGAUGAAGAAGUGGUAGCCCAUGUAUGUGAUUUUAGUGUGACAAAGUUGUUAACUAAGGAGGAGAGCUUCAAGCAUACUGAAACUCUAGCAACACUAGGGUAUAUGGCACCAGAGUAUGGAUCCACAGGAAUGAUAUCAACACAAUGUGACAUUUAUAGUUUUGGAAUUGUGGUAAUGGAAACAUUUUCAGCAAGAAGGCCCACAGAUGAAACAUUUGGUGAAGAAAUGAGCUUGAAAAGUUGGAUAAGUGAUUCUUUACCUCAUCAUCUACUUCAAGUUGUAGAUCCCAACUUAAUAAAGGCAGAUGAUGAAGACUUCAAUGCGAAAUUGCAGUGUAUAUCGUCCAUAUUAGAAUUGGCAUUGCAUUGUGCAGAUGAAUCCCCUGAAAAGCGAUUAAAUGCAGAAGAUGUUGUAGAAACAGAUGCAGUUGUCACCGUUCCAACAUUGAAGGUGAAAGGAGUCUCACAAAGGACAACAGGUUUCUUGGAAAAUUUGAUCAAAGCUCCUAGAGGAACACCUGAAAUUGAAGUUACAUUUGAGGUUGAUGCUAACAGCAUCUUGAAUGUUCAAGCCGAAGACAAGCUAAGGCCCCUGGGCGAUCUGAGAAAAUUACAAUCACUAACAAUAAAGGCCGCUUGA
Messenger RNA from Ipomoea nil (Japanese morning glory), 1104 nucleotides. RefSeq names its product probable LRR receptor-like serine/threonine-protein kinase At3g47570. Lineage: Eukaryota; Viridiplantae; Streptophyta; Magnoliopsida; Solanales; Convolvulaceae. Gene Ontology annotation, biological process: protein phosphorylation. The record is from RefSeq and is a predicted model, not a curated record. Gene Ontology annotation, molecular function: ATP binding; ATP-dependent protein folding chaperone; protein kinase activity. The coding region runs from base 1 to 1104 and encodes 367 amino acids. The transcript has 4 exons.